AAUAUUACAGUACAACAUCACCCACUAUUACUGUGAAAUAUUGUUUCAUUACCACGCCAAUGUUGGUUUGUCUAGGCUCAUACAUGGUGGAGUUAGAGGAUGAACCGGAACUACAUUUUAUCCAGACCUUGAUAGCAGACUCAGGCGAGCAGUUCUGGGUUGGGCUUGAUUACUUCCUCUGGCACACCAACAGACAUGAACCCACACCCGCCAUGUGGCUGCCCACCGAGCCCAACGAGACCGGGUUCUGUGUCCGACUGGCCACCGAAGCACUGACCGGAGCCAAUGCUAGAGGCACCACCUAUCUGUUAGGCGAUCAUCCAUGCACACAUGACUACAAAGUAAUCUGUGAGAAAAACGCAGGUACUCGAUGGUACACGAUAGUUCCGGCCACCAACCGGUGUCGCAUGACGCCAUACAUCGCCAGGUCGAGGCUGAGUUGUGCCAGAAACUGUUCCAAGAACCAAGCCUGCACCGGUUUUGAGUUCAACAUGGGAACCCGAGUGUGCACGCGCUACAAGUUCUCCACAAGUUGUCCCACGUCAUUAAGUUCCCAUGUGUCCAUGUAUGUUAUGUUGUACCCCAGAUGUUGA
Messenger RNA from Candidula unifasciata, 593 nucleotides. The record is from the annotation of a GenBank genome assembly. NCBI's taxonomy places the organism in Eukaryota, Metazoa, Mollusca, Gastropoda, Stylommatophora, Geomitridae.